Molecule: messenger RNA, 1563 nt
Organism: Aspergillus aculeatus ATCC 16872
Lineage: Eukaryota; Fungi; Ascomycota; Eurotiomycetes; Eurotiales; Aspergillaceae
Product: MFS transporter
Exons: 1
Coding region: 1-1563 (520 amino acids)
Biological process (GO): transmembrane transport
Cellular component (GO): membrane
Molecular function (GO): transmembrane transporter activity
Source: RefSeq, a predicted model, not a curated record
AUGUCGCUGUCGAGCUCGACCAAGCACUCCAUUAACGGAGACAGUGAAGAUGAUCAUCCACAGGACCCAGACCUCACGCGAACGGAGUCCAUGCGCUCGGCUGCAGACCACUGGAAUCCAAUCCACGAGCUCAUCUUCGUGUUGGUGGUGUGCAUGGCACAGUUCAUGACCCAAGCCGCGCUGGGAGUGUGUCUUGCACCGCUGGAUAUAAUCGGCGACGGACUCAACAUCACGCAACCGGGCAUUCUGAGCUGGCUGAUUGCAGGCUACUCGCUCACCGUCGGCACCUUCAUCCUCUUCUUCGGCCGACUGGGCGAUCUCUUUGGAUACCGCCUUAUGUUCAUCAUCGGCUUCCUGUGGUUCGCGCUCUGGUCUAUGGUCGCCGGCGUGAGCGUCUACUCCAAUUAUAUCCUCUUCAUCUUCGCACGCACACUCCAAGGCCUGGGUCCUGCCAUGUUGCUUCCUAACGGCUUGGCCAUCCUAGGUGCUACUUACCGCCCGGGCAAGAAGAAGCACAUGGUUUUCGCCCUGUUCGGCGCCAUGGCCCCCAACGGCUCUGUUAUCGGCGCCAUCUUCGCCGCCGUCUUCGCCCAACUCGCCUGGUGGCCGUGGAUCUGGUGGUCGAUGGCCAUCUGGUGCUUCGUGCUGGCUAUCCUGGGCAUCUACGCCAUCCCGCCCGAGCCCAGAAAUCCGCGCAUCCGCACCCUCUCCGUCCGCGCCCUCUGCGCCGAGAUGGACCUAAUCGGCGCAACUCUGGGCGUCACGGGCCUCGUCCUCGUCAACAUCGCCUGGAACCAAGCCCCUGUCGUCGGAUGGGAGCAGCCCUACGUAUACAUUCUACUGAUCAUCGGCCUAUUAAUCAUUGCCGGCUUCUUCGUGUGGGAGAUCCGCUUCUCGAGUAAUCCGCUCAUCCCUUUCCACGCCCUGAAUGUGGACGUCUCGUUUAUUCUUGGUUGCAUCGCCUGCGGCUGGGCCAGUUUUGGCAUCUGGAUCUACUACUUUUGGCGGUUCUUAGAGGACAUCCGCGGAGUGCAUCCCAUCCUUGCGUCCGUGCAGUUCCUCCCGCCCACGGUUAUGGGGAUCAUCGCUGCGUUCUCAACAGGCCACCUACUGAGUCGCCUGCACCCCGGGUGGAUCAUGGUCAUGGCCAUGGUGGCGUUCACUCUGGGCAAUGUGUUCUCAGCUAUUAUGCCCGUGCAUCAGACGUACUGGGCGCUCUCGUUCGUCACGCUCAUCGUCAUUCCCUUCGGGAUGGACAUGUCCUUCCCUGCUGCAACAGUGGUCCUGAGCGACGCUGUGGGCAGAGAGCACCAGGGAGUUGCGGCGUCACUGGUGUGCACGAUCGUGAAUUACAGUAUCUCGUUAGGUCUGGGAUUCGCGGGAACCGUCGAGGUGCAUGUCAACCACGGCGGGAAGACGUUCCAUGACACGUUGGUUGGGUACCGCGGCGCAUUUUAUAUGGGGAUCGGUUUAGGCGGGUUGGGCCUGCUGACGAGUAUAGUAUAUGUACUUUACACUCUGAAGAAGGGCCGGCGCGGGGGAAAGGAGGUGGAAGAUGCUUAA